This is a messenger RNA of Malassezia vespertilionis, 612 nucleotides long. RefSeq lists its product as uncharacterized. NCBI's taxonomy places the organism in Eukaryota, Fungi, Basidiomycota, Malasseziomycetes, Malasseziales, Malasseziaceae. The transcript has a single exon. The record is from RefSeq and is a predicted model, not a curated record. The coding region runs from base 1 to 612 and encodes 203 amino acids.
AUGGGAAAAUCAGAGGAGCCUCCAGCGUACGAAGCAGACACGAACAAAGCAGGGAGCAGUACCGGUGAGGGAAACCAGAGCGAAGGACAUCCUUGCAAUCCCGACACGCGUCUUCUUCCUGAAGGCUUUGUCGACCAGUACGACCAUAACUACAAACGCCACUUUUACGUCGAUACAAGGGCGAACCCACCGCGCUCCUCGUGGCUCCAUCCCAGCGACGAGUCCAGGCACGGGUAUGCAUCCCCGUCUGGACCUCCGCCAGGCCAUCAAGGCUACCACCAGCAGGGCUACCACCAGCAAACAUACCAGCAGCCCAUGAUGCAGCAGCCCAUGAUGAUGCAGCAGCAGCCUAUGAUGAUGCAGCAGCCUAUGAUGGGCGGUGGCCGCAUGGGCGGCUUUGGUAUGGGCCCAAUGGGUGCCGGUCUUCUUGGCGGUGGCGCAGGUAUGCUGGGCGGCAUGGCGCUCAUGAGCGGCAUGGACAACAUGCAGGACCACGCCUACGAAGAUGGCUAUAUGCAAGGCCAGAUGAAUGAUGGUGGCGAUGGCGGCGGUGGUGGCGAUUAUGGCGGCGGCGACUUUGGCGGUGGUGAUAUGGGCGGUGGCGACUUCUAA